UACCCGGUCAACAUUCCGCGUCGCUCCACAGGUGGCGAAUCGCAUCUCUGCAUGUCUGGCAGACAUAUCAGUGUGGAUGACGGAUCACCACCUCAAGCUGAACCUCGGCAAGACGGAGCUGCUCUUCCUCCCGGGGAAGGACUGCCCGUUCCAUGAUCUCGCCAUCACGGUUGACAACUCCAUUGUGUCCUCCUCCCAGAGCGCUAAGAACCUUGGCGUGAUCCUGGACAACACCCUGUCGUUCUCAACCAACAUCAUGGCGGUGGCCCGUUCCUGUAGGUUCAUGCUCUACAACAUCCGCAGAGUACGACCCUGCCUCACACAGGAAGCGGCGCAGGUCCUAAUCCAGGCACUUGUCAUCUCCCGUCUGGAUUACUGCAACUCGCUGUUGGCUGGGCUCCCUGCCUGUGCCAUUAAACCCCUACAACUCAUCCAGAACGCCGCAGCCCGUCUGGUGUUCAACCUUCCCAAGUUCUCUCACGUCACCCCGCUCCUCCGCUCUCUCCACUGGCUUCCAGUUGAAGCUCGCAUCCGCUACAAGACCAUGGUGCUUGCCUACGGAGCUGUGAGGGGAACGGCACCGCGGUACCUCCAGGCUCUGAUCAGGCCCUACACCCAAGCAAGGGCACUGCGUUCAUCCACCUCUGGCCUGCUCGCCUCCCUACCAUUGAGGAAGUACAGUUCCCGCUCAGCCCAGUCAAAACUGUUCGCUGCUCUGGCCCCCCAAUGGUGGAACAAACUCCCUCACGACGCCAGGACAGCGGAGUCAAUCACCACCUUCCGGAGACACCUGAAACCCCACCUCUUCAAGGAAUACCUAGGAUAGG
Messenger RNA from Oncorhynchus masou masou (cherry salmon), 827 nucleotides. RefSeq lists its product as uncharacterized. The record is from RefSeq and is a predicted model, not a curated record. NCBI's taxonomy places the organism in Eukaryota, Metazoa, Chordata, Actinopteri, Salmoniformes, Salmonidae. Bases 77 to 826 code for a protein of 249 amino acids. The transcript has 2 exons.